Molecule: messenger RNA, 3300 nt
Organism: Onthophagus taurus
Lineage: Eukaryota; Metazoa; Arthropoda; Insecta; Coleoptera; Scarabaeidae
Source: RefSeq, a predicted model, not a curated record
CUUUUACGACAACUUAACCUUUUCGAUCGCCAAAAAAAAUCGACCACACACAAAACUUUGAAUAUCAAAAAAAUAAACCAAACCUUUUUGUUGUAUUUACAAUUUCAACAAAAAAAAUAAUGAUUAAAAUUGCGUCUUGGUUUAAAAAUGGCCGCCGCAUACCUCGAACCGGUUUGAGUCGCGUUUCAUUUUUUUUUUGUUAUUUCUUUUUUUUUUUUUGUUCGUUUGGCUUCCCGCGCGUCUCUUGUUUUCCCUUAAUGUGAAACGCACACAGAGCAGGCCGAGAAUAUAUCGAACGGCGCGUAGCCAGGCGCUAAUUGGUCGAACAAAUACCGCCGAACAGAAAUCAUAGGCGUCCGUGACGACGACGACGCGGUAUUUCUCAAUCCGCAGCGCCACGCAUCGGCCGCAUUUCGAAACCGCGCGUUAAUUAUUGAACAACGCGCUCGCGCGUGACGUCGACGCGCCUGCGUUGAUUCAAAUCACACAGAUUUCUUCCAAAUGUCCAACGUCAUGAAUUUUAGAUGAUAACGUCAUAUCAUUAUUCAUAUUAGAGUAGCACAUAUUUGCCUAAGGCGCGGAGAGAAGUCGUAAUGGCAACCGAAGAAGAGACGUUAUGCAAACCGAGAAGUCGAUGGCCUUCUUCGGUGGGACUGUUAUUGCCGAUGGAGGAAAAUCUGAGUGUUUAUACAUAGAGAUUUAAGAGAACGAUGUGGGAUGGAUGAAUAGAUGGAUGGAAGACGCGCGUUGGGUAUGUGACGAAACCGAACUAUAAAACACAUCUUGCGGGAUCAAAGGGGACCGCCUUCACUGUUUUGGUGCAAUAAAGACAUUAAAAACAAGUGCUUCUGAUACCUGGGCACAGAACAACCGCUUUUACUGCUCGCCGUCCCGUGGGCAUCGGCUCAUUUUAUUAUUAUUACGAUGGGCGUACGUCGACAAAAAAUGCCGAACAGUUUUUAUUUUUAGGGUAUACUACAUUGAUAACCUAGGAUUUCCGUGUUUAGUAAAUUUAAACUUUUUCACAACCAAAAUUAUUUCAUAAAAUUAACUACUUCUAAGUAUAGAAGAGAUUUAAAUACAAGAACGAAACAUAUCUUUGUACUUUGUAUCCAUACGUCACGACCAUGUGACACCAUUUUUUCAUUAAAAAAAUACAUAGUUGUUGAAACGUCACCGAUAUUUGAGGAUUUAAUAUAUUCCAAAUUUUUUAAACAAACAGACCUCCAACGAGAUUUAAUUGAAUUGGCGUUUGCACAUUUUUUGUGUACAAACAGAGCAAUGUUACGCUUCUCACUUUGUAAAUAUAAAAAAAGUUUUUAGUUUAGAGUCGUUCAAAAAAAAUUAAUACACAAACAGAUUUUAUCUCUUUAUUUGAUAGAAAAAAAAUCAAAUUACAAAUAAUAAAGUAAUACAAAAAGUAAUAGUUACGUGGAGUUUUUGGUACCAAUCUCUGCCAGGAGAAGCGUUCAGGAGUGAAGCGGGCAAAUUCUUGACCAAUGGGAGAUCGAUGGGAGGGACUCUGAACGUCCCCAAGACUGGUUGUACUCCUAAGGAUUUAGUCAUCCGACGAUAAUAUGUUAAGAUCCGUGAAAAUGGAAGUAGUACUUAACGGUUUAGUGUGAAAUAAUGACAAAUAAUAUAUAAUAAACGGUUAAUUCACAAAAUACUAACUAGGAGUGCUUAUUGAAAGGACAACAUACAACCGUGAUUGACAACAUCAAAUCAAUCAGGAGGAGGAUUAAUUUUUUUUUAAUUUUAACUUUUCGGAUUUUAAUUUCUACUUAUUAAAUUAAGCGAUAUUUGGCGGAUUAUGGCUCAGCAUAUUUUGUCGGCCGUCGAGUCUGAAAUUUCUUCGGUUAAAUCCAAGGGGGACUCCACCGAACGGGAUUUAUGCGUUACAUUGGAUGAUCGAGAACUUUGGGUGCGGUUUCAGUGUUUUACCAACGAGAUGAUUGUUACAAAAAGUGGAAGACGAAUGUUUCCAGUUGUCAAAGUGUCGGUAUCCGGUUUAGAUCCAAAAGCAAUGUACACAGUUCUUUUAGAAUUCGUUCAAAUAGACCCACAUCGAUGGAAAUACGUGAACGGGGAAUGGGUACCAGGCGGAAAGGCGGAAGUACCACCAUCCAACCCUAUUUACAUCCAUCCAGAAUCGCCGAAUUUCGGAGCGCAUUGGAUGAAAGAACCUAUUUCGUUCGCGAAAGUUAAACUGACCAAUAAGUGUAACGGUAACGGACAGAUUAUGUUGAAUUCAUUGCACAAAUACGAACCUAGGGUGCAUUUGGUGAGGGUUGGUACUGAACAACGAAGAGUGAUGACGUUUCCGUUUCCUGAAACACAAUUUAUCGCCGUUACAGCUUAUCAAAACGAAGAAGUUACUUCGUUAAAAAUUAAAUAUAAUCCUUUUGCGAAAGCGUUUUUAGAUGCUAAAGAAAGACCUGAAGGGAUUUAUAGCCAGAGGGAGUAUAGCCCUCCUUAUAGUCAACAACAAUCUCAAUAUACUCAAUACGGUUCUUGGUUCCUUCCUCACCAACCGAUUUAUCCAUCAGCAACAGCCACCGUGCAAUUAUCAACGGAUAGAUACUCAUCCCCCACAAUAAGAAACGGGAGAUAUCCUACUGUAACAGGAACUGUUCAGUUAACAUCUUGCGAAAGAUUUCCGAGUGGAUCAAAUUUGCGAAAUAACAGAGCAUCUCCAUAUCCAACCAUCCAACAAAGACCCAAAUCUAGUUCUGUAUCGCCACCUAAUGUGUAUAACCCCCCAGAUCACGUCCAACAAUCACCAAUUUACAGUAACACAAACACCACAUCUUACACAAGCUGGUCAUCAUCACUCCAACCUCAAUCCUCAUCAGCAAUGAGUCCCACAAUAAACUGUUGGUCUUUAACUUCAAGUCCACCCCCUCCGCAUCAAAUUUCCGCGCAAACCACCCCGAAUCAAUCUCCAACUCACCCAGUUUAUCAUCAACCGAUUACAAACCUUACAAAUAUAUCUUAUACAGGGUAUUAUAACCAAGAUUUAACUUACGCUCAUUAUCAAGGACCAGAAUACGUUCAUAUAGAAGGGUAUUCGGCCCCCGUUGAUGCUGAAAGACCUACAACGAUUGUGUAUCAAGAAGAUGUGAGCAUCGAGAAGGGGACUGAAUAUCAAGAUAGUCAACAAUCUCAGCCAGAAUCUCCAGCUUCAAACUCAAGCACACCAAGACACGAUACGUGGACGCCGCAAAGUCAUAUUUAAUUAAUUUUGAUAAAAUUUACAUUGAUAUUAAUCCUUUUUUUGUGAAUAUAGUAUUCCAAUAA